This is a messenger RNA of Malus domestica (apple), 1357 nucleotides long. Its product is annotated as peroxidase 16-like. Gene Ontology annotation, biological process: hydrogen peroxide catabolic process; response to oxidative stress. Gene Ontology annotation, molecular function: peroxidase activity; heme binding. Lineage: Eukaryota; Viridiplantae; Streptophyta; Magnoliopsida; Rosales; Rosaceae. The record is from RefSeq and is a predicted model, not a curated record.
CCAUAGCACAAACACUAACAUCAAAUUAAAGAUAUUAAGACAUGGAAACUCGUAGUUGCAUUCUCCUAUCUGCUUUUCUCAUCCCUUUCCUUCUUGGAACAGCUUGUGCUCAACUUAGGACAGACUUCUACAAAGGCACGUGUCCAAAUCUUGAGUCCAUAGUCUCUUCUGCUGUCAAAACCAAGUUCCAGCAGACUUUUGUAACUGCUCCAGCCACUUUGAGGCUCUUCUUCCACGACUGCUUUGUUCGGGGUUGUGAUGCUUCAGUGUUGAUUCAGUCACCAACUAAUCAGGGGGAGAAGGAUCACCCCGAUAACCUUUCGCUUGCUGGAGAUGGAUUUGACACUGUGAUCAAAGCCAAGGCAGCGGUUGAUGGCGAUCCUAACUGCAAAAACAAGGUUUCAUGUGCAGAUAUUCUUGCUCUGGCUACUAGAGAUGUUGUACAGCUGGCUGGGGGACCAUCUUAUACAGUUGAACUGGGUAGGCGAGAUGGAAGGGUAUCUACUAUGGCUAGUGUUCAGAGACGCCUUCCUUCCCCUACUUUCAAUCUAGACCAGCUUAACACCAUGUUUACCUCUCAUGGUCUCUCCCAGACUGACAUGGUUGCAUUAUCAGGUGCGCACACACUUGGUUUCUCUCAUUGCAGCCGGUUUUCCAAGAGAAUCUACAGCUUCAGCAGCAAAACCCGUAUUGAUCCGACACUCGAUCCAGCUUAUGCAUUGCAGCUUCGACAGAUGUGUCCAACUCGAGUGGAUCCCAGAAUUGCCAUUAACAUGGACCCAACCACACCUCGAGCAUUUGACAAUGUUUACUUCCAGAAUCUUCAGCAAGGAAAGGGUCUGUUCACCUCUGAUCAGAUACUGUUUACAGAUACAAGAACAAGGGCAACCGUCAACCAAUUUGCAUCAAGUAAUGCAGCUUUUAAUCAAGCUUUUAUACAAGCCAUGACUAAGUUAGGCAGAAUUGGGGUUCUGACGGGCAAUCAAGGCGAGAUUCGGCGAGACUGCACUCGCCCAAACUAGAAUGGAUUAAACUGGAUAGAUUCAACUGGAUAAUCUCUCGAAAAACUAUUUUUAUAUUGAUUGAAUUUUUUUUUUUUUUUUGGUUAUUAUGGGAGUGUAAAACUUCGUUAUGCAUAGUCACAAUGUUUGAGUGUGAGAGUAACUCAUCAGCUUCAGGAUACAAUUAGCAGUUAGUUGGCAGAGGGAAAUGUAUCACUGUUUUUAUUUCGUAGAAAAGCUCUGCUUGAUUAGCUGUGCAAGGAAUCUUCAAGUUGCUGGAAUAAUGCAUUUUUAGCAGUUAAUUUAUAUGAAAUACUUGAAGAUGGAAAAAAAAAAAAUAACUUUAUUUGGUACCA